UCAUGUGACGAUGACUCGCUGUAAGGUCCUGAAGCUCAGUAGCAGGAAGUAGCCAGUAACGGCCGUUGUCAGGGCAGCAGGAUGACCCAGUCUAUAGUGGUGCAAGGAAGUGUUUCUCUGCACGGAACUUGAUAGACAGCUGCACAGAAAGUGAAAGCUCCUCAGAUUCUCACAGAAAACCACACAGACUAACAGCUGAAGGAGAGCCUCACUGAAAUCUGCACAGACUGAAACAUGUACAGAGCUUGAGGUCUUCUAUUCAUCACAGUGCUGCAACAAUAUGAGGAUGGAAGUUGUCCCCCAGCAGGCUUCAGUGAUGUCAUGCCUGCUGGGAAACGCCCACUUUCUCCUGCUGGAAAAUUGCACUAUGCGAGCAAGAAGAAAGUGGGACAGUGUGGAAAUCAGAUUGGUUGCAGGUUCUGGGACCUUGCCCUGAGAGAACAUGCCGCUGUUAACAAGAAAGGAAUAUAUGAUGACGCGUUGUGCAGCUUUUUUAGAAAUGUCGAUACAAGAGCCGACGCUGCUGGAGCAGAUGUUCAGAGAGGAAAGAUCUGCUCCCUUAAAGCACGUGCAGUUUUGAUAGACAUGGAAGAAGGUGUGGUAAAUGAAAUAUUACAGGGACCACUUCGAGACUUGUUUGAGAGCACACAAUUCAUUACUGAUGUUUCGGGAUCUGGAAAUAAUUGGGCAGUUGGCAACAAACUGUAUGGUUGCCAAUACCGAGAGCAGAUUGUGGAGAACAUAAGGAGAACAGCAGAACAGUGUGAUUGUCUGCAGUGUUUUUUUGUUAUUCAUUCAAUGGGAGGAGGCACAGGUUCAGGCUUAGGUACAUUUGUACUGAAUGUACUGGAGGAUGAAUUCCCUGAGGUAUACAGAUUUGUCACUUCUGUCUAUCCAUCAGCCGAGGAUGAUGUUGUCACAUCUCCGUACAACAGUGUUUUAGCAAUGAGAGAACUUACGGAACAUGCCGACUGUGUGCUGCCCAUAGAAAAUCAAUCUUUAGUUGACAUUGUGAAUAAAAUUCACCAGAUGGCAAAUUCUGGCAAGCUUGGAGCUGUAAAGCCAAAUAGUCUGGUUACUUCUAAUAAAGGUGGCGUUAAAGAAAGUGAGAAGCCAUUCGAUGCCAUGAACAACAUAGUGGCGAAUUUACUCCUCAAUCUAACCAGCUCUGCAAGGUUUGAAGGGCCACUUAAUAUGGAUCUUAAUGAAAUCACAAUGAACCUGGUCCCAUUUCCACAUCUCCAUUACCUGACCUCAAGCUUGACACCCCUGUAUACACUGGCUGAUGUAAAUGUGCCAACAAGAAGGUUGGAUCAGAUGUUUUCAGAUGCCUUUAACAAAGAUCAUCAGUUAAUCCGAGCAGACCCUAAACACAGUCUCUACCUGGCAUGUGCUUUGAUGGUGAGAGGAAAUGUCCAUAUAUCAGACCUCCGCAGAAAUAUUGAACGGCUAAAGCCUUCACUGCAGUUUGUCUCUUGGAAUCAAGAAGGAUGGAAGACAAGUCUGUGUUCUGUCCCUCCUGUUGGUCAUACCCAUUCCCUCCUUGCACUAGCCAACAGCACUUGUGUUAAACCCACAUUUAUAGAUCUGAGAGACAGGUUUACUAGACUUUACAGAAAGAAGGCUCAUCUGCACCAUUACCUUCAAGUGGACGGCAUGGAACAAAGCUCUUUUACAGAUGCUCUCUCGUCAUUAUCCUCCCUAAUUGAUGAAUACAACCAGCUUGAUAUAUAUAAAGGGGUAGCUAUGCCUGACCCUCCUAGAAUUAACAUAGCAGUCUAACAGUCAUGAACAGUCUGUUGUUUAUGUAAAGAAUGAAUUUAUUGUAGGGGAGGGGAUGGGAAUUAGAGACUACAUUUGGUGCAGAGAUAUUUUUUUUUAUAAAUAUAACAAGGGUUGUCCAUGAAAUAGCUUAUCCCCUAUCCACAGCAUAGGGUAUCAGUAUCAUGGGGGAUCCAACUACUGGAACCUCCGCAGUCUCCGGAACCAGACCUCGGGUUUCAGUGAGAGCGUGUGCUGCAGACUGUACACGCUCCAUUUAUUUGUGUGGAAGAGAAGAAGAUCUGGGAGUGCUGUUCCGGAAGAUGUCCAGUACUCCUAUACAAUGGAAUAGGGCGUGUGUCGUCUGAAGCAUGUGCUCUCACUAAAAGCUGAGGUUCUGUUCCAGAGAUUGAAGGAGUUCCCAGCGGUCAGACUCCCGCUUUUAGAUACUUGUCUGCUAUCCUGUGAAUAGGGGAUGAUAUCAUUUUUAUCGGACAGCCCCUUUCAUGCUGCUUUUACAGAGAACAGGCUACAUUUUUAAAGUGUCAUUUGAACAGAAUUUAUAUUUUUAAAUACUAUUUAUUAUGUAGAUUAUUUUUUUUUUACUGUUACUGAAAAUAAAUCUUUUUGUAAUUAAAGAGUUAUGUUAUAUAUUUGUUUUAAAAUUAUUAGUGCUUACGUUAAAUUAUUAAAUAAUGUUCACUCACAGAC
Messenger RNA from Hyla sarda, 2472 nucleotides. RefSeq names its product tubulin epsilon 1 (gene TUBE1). The record is from RefSeq and is a predicted model, not a curated record. Gene Ontology annotation, biological process: microtubule cytoskeleton organization; mitotic cell cycle. The transcript has 13 exons. Bases 322 to 1782 code for a protein of 486 amino acids. NCBI's taxonomy places the organism in Eukaryota, Metazoa, Chordata, Amphibia, Anura, Hylidae. Gene Ontology annotation, molecular function: structural constituent of cytoskeleton; GTP binding. Gene Ontology annotation, cellular component: cytoplasm; microtubule.